This is a messenger RNA of Cornus florida, 2165 nucleotides long. RefSeq lists its product as uncharacterized. The record is from RefSeq and is a predicted model, not a curated record. Lineage: Eukaryota; Viridiplantae; Streptophyta; Magnoliopsida; Cornales; Cornaceae. The transcript has a single exon. The coding region runs from base 527 to 1579 and encodes 350 amino acids.
CAUAGGACACGCCUCGCAUAAAUUCCUUUCCUUCCUCACACUUCAAUCCAUCGACAGCUCUCUCUCUCUCCCUCUCCCUCUCCCUCUCCCUCCCCUCCAUAUCGAGAGGUGUCUCGAACAAUAAUCUUCCCUUCUCACGCGACUCAGCCUCCAAUGCCACGAGCUUCUCACUCUCGAUUCAGACGUUUCAGGUACCAUUUGUACUCUGUUCACUUCGUGAAACGCCUGACCCUUCACAUUUUCUGAUCAGCGUCGUCUACACACACGCGCGCGCGCGCACACACACACACACAUAUAUGUAUUCAUAUAUAUCUGUUUAUAUAUCUAUAUAUGUCGCCUUUAACGCCCAUGUAAAUCGCAAUUCAGAUCUUCAGUUACGGAAUUAUUUGUAGAGAUGUAAUCAAUGUCGGAUCUAUAGAAUUUCUAGUGUUAUCUUGUUAAUUCGAGCUAAUGGAAUGAUUUAGGGUUUCAAUUUGUUCAAACCCAUUUUGUAAAAUCAUUCAUUUUGUUGAAUUUCGAAGAAAAAAUGGAAACUUCUAGUGAAAACAAGGGGAGAUAUGAGGAACCAGAUCCUCAAAAUUUUGAAUUGGAACGGUCGGAUCAUAGUAUUCGAUCGGAUCAACAAUUUCGUUCGAUGAAUGCGUUGGAGAUUUUGAGAGAAACUGUUCGAAUUCUUCGGUACAAUUUGAUGGGUUUCAUGGCCAUUGCAGCAUUGCUUGUAUGCCCUGUAUCGGCUGUUCUUUUAACCAAUGUAUUGGUUGAUCAAUCCAUUGUGAAGAGAGUGACUGUAAGGCUCUUGUUAGUGGUAAAGUCCAGUGGUCUCCCUCUUAGGCCUUUUAUCAAACAGUCGUGCCAAAAGUUUUCGGAGAUGGCCAUUUCAACUGCAAUGUGCUUCCCUUUGUAUAUCACAUUGUCAUUGUUGUCAAAAGCUGCUGUUGUUUACUCGGUGGAUUGUACUUAUUCGAGAAAAAAGUUCAAUGCAUCCAAGUUCUUUGUGAUUGUUACCAAGAUUUGGAGGCGGGUUGUUUCGACGUAUUUGUGGGUGUGUAUGGUGGUUGUAGGUUGCCUCACAUUGUUUCUUCUCCUCAUUGUACUUGUGGGCAGCUUAUUUUCCAUAAUUGGGUUUCCUUCUGAUGUAAUUGUUUAUCCUGCGAUUGUGGUUGGGCUCAUCUUCUCGAUCACUUUUGCAAAUGUCAUCAUUGUAUGCAAUAUUGCUAUUGUAAUCUCUGUAUUGGAGGAUGUUUCAGGGCCGCAGGCAUUGCUGCGGUCUGGUGUGUUGAUUAGGGGCCAGACUCAGGUGGGUCUUUUGAUAUUUCUUGGAUCCACGAUUGGGAUGGCGUUUGUGGAGGGUUUGUUUGAGCACAGAGUGAAGACGCUAAGCUAUGGAGAUGGGUCGUCAAGGAUAUGGGAAGGGCCUCUUUUGGUGCUUAUGUAUUCAUUUGUAGUGCUUAUUGAUUCCAUGAUGAGCGCGGUUUACUAUUUCAGUUGUCGAUCUUAUAGUAUGGAAACCUCAAAUGGAGAAUGUCGAUCAGUUUUAGAAGCCAUGACCAUUUCCCCUAGAACAAUGGAUGGCCAAUGACAUCAUGUUAUAACAUGAUGUAUGAUCUGAGUGGUUUUGUUGAGGUGAAAACAAGAAGGUGGGAGCUGUUAUUGGGAAGUCAGGAUAUUGUAGCCCAUCCUGUGUUCUUGCUCCCCUGAUGGAUGAAGGAUGUGUAAAAGGUUAUUUGUGUAACUGAACCUUCCCCGAGAAGCAUUUUUGGCAGACGGUCUCUCAACUCUUUGGUUAACAUAGGAUCAUAAAAGUGCAGUGUUUAUGGCAGACGGUCUCUCAACUCUUUGGUUAAUAUAGGAUUAUAAAAGUGCAGUGCUUCUUCAGUAAUCUACAAACAUGGGAGCUGAGCGAAACCAUCUCAAAGCUCGGUAAUUGCAGCAUUGAUGACUGAGUUGUAUUGCUUGUGGGAAAUUUUUUGGACAUUCAAUGCCCUGUAUUUUUUGUUGUCAAUCAUAGUUAGUACAGAUUUUUUUUUUUUUAUUACUUAUAUACCACACUCUUGGCCAGAGAGUGGGAUCUUUGUCGACGUAAGGCAACAUUUCUUCCUUCGCAGUCUUGGCAUAUUUUGCAAUGAAUUAGAAUGCAUUUCAUACUUAUUGACAUGCACUCACUA